This is a messenger RNA of Chaetomium fimeti, 2229 nucleotides long. RefSeq lists its product as uncharacterized. The transcript is spliced from 3 exons. The record is from RefSeq and is a predicted model, not a curated record. Bases 90 to 2027 code for a protein of 645 amino acids. NCBI's taxonomy places the organism in Eukaryota, Fungi, Ascomycota, Sordariomycetes, Sordariales, Chaetomiaceae.
CCAGAAUUGUUACUCUUUUUUGCGAAUAUUAUGGGAUCAAUCCGAACUUGCCUGAACGUCUGUCAUUGAGCGAUGUCCGUGCCGCGACCAUGUCGGAGAGGCUUCCCCAAAGGGCGGAAGUGCCGGCACAAAGAAAAGUCGAACACGAAGACAGUUACUUCAGCCCUGGCGACGCGCAUAACGCCGAUGCCCUCUCCCCGAUACCGGCCCCAGCGGCGAACGAGAUUCCAGAGACACCGACCACCGAGCAACCACCAUCCCAUACCGUCACCCAAGAAGCGCGCGCUCUCCCGCCAGACCGUCACCAAUCGGCCAUCCGUCUUCGCAGACUGAGGGGGCCAACUCUGCCCUCAGGGCUUCCGCCUCUGAAUACAACCGAGAAAGAGCCCCUGGGCGGCCGCCGACGAUCCAGCUCAGAGCCACAGCGUCCCGCGAUCCCGGCCGCAACUACAUGGACUACAUUACCGCCCGUGGUUGAAGCUCCGUCACAUCGAAGUCGAGAUCAUGCCACCAAUCCAAAGCCUGUGGCAGUUGUUGCCGAUGGGAUCCCAACUCACAGGCGCCGCCAUUUUCCUGGUCGACGGCGCCCAACGGUUCAGGGGCUCCCCCAAGGCGACACGCAAGAUAAAGAUUGUUAUGAUUCCAGGAUCGUUGACAUUCUGGAUGUUGUCGACCCCGAGGUAGCGACGUUAUCAUCCAUUACAAACAUCCAAAAUUCAUUAUUCGUACCCUCUCUUGGAAAGUGGGUGAACCGCAGGCCGACCUAUGAUCUAUCACAAAUUCCUCGAAUACCCGGUGCUUUCCCCCUUUCAAAAGAGGAUGUGGCCGUCGCAGAAGGUACCGGCGACGGACGCCCACCCGGAGGUGUCCGUUCGCCCAGCCUCUCUUCGGUUCUCAGCGAACCCCAGUACGCCAUCCUCCCCAACGACGCCUCGCUGGAGGGUUGGCAAGAAGAGGACAUCAAAGCCUUGAAUGACUAUGUCCGGCAUAUGUUGCACUCCCGGCGGUCCAAGAUCAAACAGCGGCUCAAAGCAUUUGGCAAGUACGCUAGCAGACCCCUCGGCUUUUUCGUCACCAUUUAUGCCACACUCAUUACCCUCUUCGGGCUCGCCUGGGUGCUGUUCUUGAUUGGGUGGAUUUAUGUCGGUGACCGGCAGCUCUAUGCGAUCGAUGUUAUCGACUACAUCUUGGUCGCUCUCUUUGGCAUUGUCGGCGACGGCCUCGCCCCGUUUCGUGCUGUCGACACAUACCAUAUGAUAUUCGUAGCACAUUACCACCAAAAAACGUGGAAAAUGCGCAGCAAACUCCUGCUUCCCGAUCUGCACGACCACAAUGACUUGCCAACGGGCAACAGCCAAGAUCAGCCUAAUCAGGACCCUGAGGCUCAACCUCGCUCGAAGGAAGAGAAACAGGACCAGUUCGUCCCUGUGCUGUCGGAAAAGGCACAGGCCCGGUUGGUACAUCACCAAACCAAACUGGCAAAAUCGCACACCUUUUACAAGCCACACGAAACCGAAACGCAUCAUGCGUUUCCUCUACGGUUAUUAAUUGCCGUCGUGCUUCUCCUCGACCUACACAGCUGCUUGCAAAUCUCGCUUGGCAUUUGUACCUGGGCAGUCUCGGCCCAUUUAUUACCAGCCGCCGUCACCACCACCAUCCUGUGCUGCUCCAUUACGACGAACAUUUUCGCUGGUAUACUUAUCUCAAUCGGGGACCGGCGGACCCGCAAGCAAGACGUCCUCGAACGACUGCUUAAACAGGACCUCACCGGCGAAGUGAUGAAGAAGAUGAAAAAGAAGAAGGAAAAGGAGGCGGAAAAGAAAGACGCAAAGCGAGAAGACGAGGAUGGCGACUCCAAAGCUGGCAAAACUUCAACGACAGCCAGUCUCAGUAUCCCAAUUCGGGCCGAGAAGCAGCGCAAGAGCAGUGAAAUGAACCGAGAUGGCAACAAACCAGCGUCGUGGAAUGGAGAAGAGCCGGAUGACGUCUGUCCGGGUGUCCCAGGGGCGUUCCCAUCGGUUGGGUGAGGAUCCUAAGUUGGAUCAUGGUCGCAUGAAAGUACGAUGCACCAGGGUAGCGGGCAUGAUAGAUAUCGACGACUUGUAGAGAACAGGUCUGGGCUGGAGUUGAAGAAGACGGGAUACCCGAAUACGGAAUGUUAUGAUAUAGAGGAUAAGGGGCAGUACUAGAGCAAUCCAAACGCCUCCAAAUAUACUUUUUGUUUGUUAA